AUGAUAGGAGGCAAUCAAAUUCUACAGGUGGCGCGUUCUGUUGCCAACGGUGAUGGUGAGUGGGGCGAUGUGCCGCGGUGUGUGCGGGAGGCCAUCGUCCUCGCACUGGCCGGCCCGGACUCCCACACCGCCCAGCAAAUAGACACAACAGCCGCAGCCGAAGAAUUACUGCAACAACAACAUCAUCAUCAUCAACAACAAAAGCGGUACUGUAGUCCUUGGCCACCACCACGUGAGGAGAACCGACUGGCGCCCUCACUGACGGAGGAAGUCAUUCAACGCAGUGUGAGUAGUUUUGAGGAUGCGGCGUGGCUGCGAGAUCAGGCGGUGCGCAGCUUUGCACAGUUCCACAACACCGUGGAAGGACUGCGGGAGGGGAUGCGGCAUCAUCUCCGGGCACUCUGGCGAACAGCCGUGCAGUUGGAUCCCGCGCUGAUGUACAGUGUGCAGCGGCAGUAUAAUCUGCGGCCUGGAGAUGAGAUUCCAGAGAGUGUGCAUGUGAGUGCAGAGACACAGCAACAACUAUUACAUCUUCAGUCCAUGAUAGAGGAAGUCAACAACAGCGUGGAGACAUUACGUGCAGCCUCUGUGCGGUUUGCCGCCAAUUUGCUUAGCGAUGAUGAGAAGAGGGCGAUGGGACUCAAUCCGGCGAAUUUGCGUCCUGAAGAUUUGGACUCACACAAUUCAUCCCGUGGGACUUCCUUGACGACAUUACUACAGCGGCAUGUGAAUAAUGCCCAUGAGAAUAGAGCUGGUGGGAGUGGGGGAGUACCGCGUAUGUUGUUUGAUGAGUUCCGUGGGAAUAGCACGGAGGGAUCAUACCGGCAACCACAGGAACGUUAUGUUGAUGAUCAUCAUCCUCAACCUCAUCAUAAUCGAUCACAAGAGGAAUAUCAUGAUCACAAUCGAUCACGAGAGGAAUACCGUCAUCAUGAUCGAUCCCAAGAGGAAUACCAUCAUCAUAAUCCACAACGGGAAUAUCAUGAUCACAAUCAAUCACGAGAGGAAUAUCAUCAUCAUGAUCGGUCACAAGAGGAAUAUCAUCAACAACACGAUCGAACACAGGAAUAUCACCAUAAUGAACCACCAAGGGAAAGUAACCAUCAUCAACAACAGCAAGAAAGGGAUCGUCAGUAUCAAGAUGAUACAUUCACGCCGAAGCGAAAAAGUUCGGGUCCUCAGCAGUCGUUGAGUGAAUUGCGGCGACGUUACAUGCAGCACAUUGCAUUACUGAAUGAAGCUGCAUUACAUCACAUAUCGGAUAGGACCACUUCACAGGGCCGCCCCUCCAGCAGUUUGCCCAGUAGUUUUCUUUCGAAUAGGGACUCAUUGAUGUAG
This is a messenger RNA of Trypanosoma theileri, 1338 nucleotides long. RefSeq lists its product as uncharacterized. The coding region runs from base 1 to 1338 and encodes 445 amino acids. NCBI's taxonomy places the organism in Eukaryota, Euglenozoa, Kinetoplastea, Trypanosomatida, Trypanosomatidae. The record is from RefSeq and is a predicted model, not a curated record. The transcript has a single exon.